This is a messenger RNA of Australozyma saopauloensis, 861 nucleotides long. RefSeq lists its product as uncharacterized. Bases 1 to 861 code for a protein of 286 amino acids. Lineage: Eukaryota; Fungi; Ascomycota; Pichiomycetes; Serinales; Metschnikowiaceae. The record is from RefSeq and is a predicted model, not a curated record. The transcript has a single exon.
AUGCCGCUCACGAGGAAUUCCCGCAAAAGGGAGACAGACGCGUCCAUGUCAAACCCAAUCUCCUUGGAAAACUCUUCAGAUGACGACCUGGGCUCAGAGGAUGACCACAUGACAACAGCCCAGGAUAUAUCUGUAGACGAGGGACGCGCGGAGCUGGAAAGCAACGACAUUGACUCGGAAGACAAUAUGAGCUCAGUAGAGGAAUCCUCGCAGAGGAAGUCCACACAUAGCCCAGAACACGCUGGUCGUGACGCUGAAGAUAGACGUGACAAGGUGCACCGGCACAAACGUAGAAGACUCUCCAAGAAGAGGCACGUAAACUCGCAGGAUGAAAGCGCGGAAGAUCUGCAAGAAAUGGCUGCUGACAUUUCAAGUGCUGCUGAUGUAGAAGAUACCGACGACGUUGAUGUUGAGACUGAGGAGAGUUCCAAAACCAAGGAUGCUAUGGCCGAGGACGGUUCUUCUUCGGACAGUUUCUUCAAAUCUGGCAGUGAGUCGACCGAAGGAAAUUCCCAGCAACGCGCUACGAAGGCCUCCCUGGAUUCUGAGGAUGAGACAGGUUCCGAGCCCGAGUCGGACGACCUUCAGAUUGUAGAAACGCAUAUCCUUCCUGAUACUCAGAAGUUCUUACGCAAACGGAAAGGCCCGCGGCCAGAAUUGGCACGUUUGCUGGAGCUUCGGAACGCGCGGACCAUGCGGGGCAGGCGGAGAGCCAAAAUGAAGAACAGCGGAGCCAACUCUUCGUCUCUGCUCAAUAGAACCACUUUCAAAGUCGUUGACCUCAAUAGCGAUUCAGAUAACGAGCUCAGUGACUCCAGCCACAUCUCACAAGACACCCCUGUUUCACUUUUUGUCGUUUAG